Entrophospora candida is the source of this 410-nucleotide messenger RNA. The record is from the annotation of a GenBank genome assembly. Lineage: Eukaryota; Fungi; Glomeromycota; Glomeromycetes; Entrophosporales; Entrophosporaceae.
AUGCUGAUGCUAAUGAUAGUUUAAUGGAAACAAGCAGUAAAAUCAACAACAACAAUAAUAGGCACACUCUAGAUAAUUCAAACUUGUCAAAAAAUAAAAAUAUAACCAUGCUGAAAAUCAUGGAUAAUAUUAAUAUUCUAACAAAAAAACAAGAUCAAACUAAUGAAUUACUUUUAUCAAUAAAUAAAAAACUUGGAUUAAUGACUGAAAAAGAUGCCAAUAUAAAUUUAAGUUCCACACAUGUCAAAUCCAAUUUUAAAUUGAGUCAAUCUUAUGUUUAUGAAUGCCCGCAUUUAAAAUUAACAAAUUUGUAUGAUUUUGUAUUUGUACAAACUAUAAUUGAUACUGUUCAUGUUGUUCCAAGAUUUAAUGAUGAUAAUCAAUUUUUUAUUAAUAAAUUCAUGUUUUGA